Nymphaea colorata (pocket water lily) is the source of this 1447-nucleotide messenger RNA. RefSeq lists its product as uncharacterized. The record is from RefSeq and is a predicted model, not a curated record. The transcript has a single exon. NCBI's taxonomy places the organism in Eukaryota, Viridiplantae, Streptophyta, Magnoliopsida, Nymphaeales, Nymphaeaceae. Gene Ontology annotation, biological process: regulation of DNA-templated transcription; ethylene-activated signaling pathway. Bases 224 to 1051 code for a protein of 275 amino acids. Gene Ontology annotation, molecular function: DNA binding; DNA-binding transcription factor activity.
UGAGCGUGACGAUAAACGUGCUACGUCAUCUGUCCAGGGUGAUUGGUGGGAAGAAUGGAUGGAUUCGUCGUAUAGCUUAUAUUAAAACCUAAACGGAGGGUGCCGGGCGAGAAAGCGCUGAUCAGAGAAAAGAAAAGCAGCGGGAUAGCACAAAAGUUGCGCCGAAAACGGAACGGUUAGGGACAGAAGAGAGGAUCUCGUUGCUUGUUUCUUCUCCGUCGGGAUGGAUGCGGAUCUAGAGGAGAUCAGGUGCCACCUUUUGGCAGAUUCCUACUACGCCAACGUCUUCCUGGCGUGCUCUCCCUCCCAAUCCUCUCUGACGGAGUGCAGCAACUCCCCCGAGGCCGAGCUUAUCGUCCCCGGCCCCGCCCUGAAGCGCCAAAGAGUAGAGGAUUCCGAGUCGUGCUCCAGAAGUGGGGUGUACGAGGAGGAGGAGGAGGAGGAUGACGAGGGAGAAAGGUUCGUGCAGAGCGCUCUCCGUUUGGACUCGCCGGAGAUCGGAGAAGAUCAGGGGGAGGAGGAGAAUAUGAAGAGAAGGGUCCAGGCGGAAUGUCGUGGGAGGAAUCCUCCAACUCUUCAGUCCGACUCGAACGCACGAGGUAGCUCCUGGGGUCGCGUCCCCCGGCCCACCUGCAUCUCCGGCCAAUGGCACAGCAUCACCCUGAAGGGGAACCUCUCGCAACAAGAGAUGGCGUUUUUUGGUGCCACGAAUUGCCAGGUUUGCCAUCAAGUCGCGUCGGCCAAGCCGAACCGACCAAAGGGGGAGGUGAAGGGUAGCGUCCAACUGCAGGGACGGAAGAAAGGGGGGAAGCACUACAGGGGGGUGAGGGAGAGGCCUUGGGGGAAAUUCGCGGCGGAGAUCAGGGACUCAGCCCGCCAGGGCGCGAGGGUGUGGCUUGGGACAUUCAACACAGCAGAGGAGGCGGCGCUCGCCUACGACCGGGCUGCCUACAAGAUGAGGGGCUCGCGUGCGCUGCUCAACUUCGCGCUUAGCGUGGUGGCGCCGGAGGUGGAAGCGGCUCAGCCAACCGGUGGUGGCUCGGGGUGCUAAGUUUGGGCAUCGGUGGGAUGGGAGUGGGAUUCCCCUUUCUCUUUCCGGUGGCGUUCAGAGCGGGAAAUGUCAAUGUGGGGCUCACUGCCCAGCACGGUGGGUGGAAGAUAGAAGAUAUUUCGGAUACAAAUGGAGUCCGACUCGGAUACAAAGCAGCGAAGGCGAAGCACUCAAAGGGGGAACUGGAAGAAAGGGUGGGCCGGCCCUUCAAUCUCCUUCCUCCUCCAGAGCCGCCUGUUUGCCUUGGCUAUGAAAAUCAAAUGACCUGGUCCGAAGCAUGCUUUGUAUUCGGGUUACCAACCUCACCCGUUUCUUGUUCAUUCUUCCUCUCUCUCUCUUUGUUUCUCACGGUUUAUACCAUACCAGUCGUAUCCAAUUCUUGAGUCGUCAAUCCCA